AUGGUUAGAGACAUUGGGUUUUUAAGUGGUUCUCGCAACAUGUCUUUGGAGGAGAUUGUUGCAAUGUUUCUUUAUACUUUGGCACAUCAUCAGAAAAAUAGGACAAUUGCAAAUUAUUUCGACAGAAGUGGAGAGACUGUUAGUCGGCAAUUUAAUUUAUGCCUGAUGGCUAUAUUGAAGUUGCAUGGAAAGUUACUCAAAUCACCGGAGCCAAUUUCCAAUGACUGCACGGAUGAGAAUUGGAAAGAUUUUAAGAAUUGCUUAGGAGCACUAGAUGGUACAUUCAUUAAGUUGAAAGUUCCCGCCAAGGAUAAAGCAAGGCAUAGAACAAGAAAAUCAGAUCUUGCAACUGAUGUUUUAGGAUGCCGAAUUAUAAUGGCAUGUGCUCUCCUUCACAACCUAAUUAGAAGGUAUAUGCAUAGAGAUCCAAUAGAAGAAGACUAUGAAGUAGAAGAGGAAGAGGAAACUUAUGAGGAAGAAGAUAUAGAGAAUGGAGUUGAGUUCAUCACAACCGUUGAGACAUCUGAUGAGUGGACCAACUUUAGAAAUACAUUAGCUCAAGAAAUGUUCAAUAGUUGGAGAGCUAGAUCGCUUAACCAUUGA
Ananas comosus (pineapple) is the source of this 603-nucleotide messenger RNA. RefSeq lists its product as uncharacterized. The record is from RefSeq and is a predicted model, not a curated record. NCBI's taxonomy places the organism in Eukaryota, Viridiplantae, Streptophyta, Magnoliopsida, Poales, Bromeliaceae. Bases 1 to 603 code for a protein of 200 amino acids. The transcript is spliced from 3 exons.